AUGACAUCAGUUACCCCAUACAAUAUCGCCGUUCCGGACGAGCAACUCCAGCAGCUCCGCCAGAAGCUGGAGCACACCACCUUCCCCGAUGAGCUUGAUGCUUCAGGGUGGGAUAUGGGCGUUCCUUUACUUGAAAUGAAAAGACUCGUCGCCGUGUGGCGCGAGCAGUUUGACUGGCGUGCGCAAGAGCUGAAGCUGAAUGAACAACUCAAGCAAGUCAAUGUUCGAGUAGGAGUGGAGGGCUUCGAGGAACUGAAUAUACAUACCGUGCAUCAUCCGAGCGGAAAUUCAAAAGCAAUUCCAUUGCUUUUUAUUCAUGGGUGGCCUGGCAGCUUCCUCGAAGCCACCAAGCUCAUCCCCCUUCUCACUAAGAGUAACGGGGAUGGCCCAGUAUUCGAUGUCGUGGCACCUUCAUUGCCCAAUUUUGGAUUCUCGCAGGGCGUCAAGAAGAGAGGAUUCGGGCUGGCACAAUACGCCGAAGCUCUACACAAAGUGAUGGUGGCACUAGGCUACGAGGAAUACGGCAAGCACUAUCUGCGCCCACCAAAAGAGACCAACUAA
Penicillium expansum is the source of this 561-nucleotide messenger RNA. Its product is annotated as epoxide hydrolase family protein. The transcript has 3 exons. The record is from RefSeq and is a predicted model, not a curated record. Gene Ontology annotation, biological process: epoxide metabolic process. The coding region runs from base 1 to 561 and encodes 186 amino acids. Gene Ontology annotation, molecular function: epoxide hydrolase activity. Lineage: Eukaryota; Fungi; Ascomycota; Eurotiomycetes; Eurotiales; Aspergillaceae.